GCGCAAGGCGAGGCGGCCUGGCCGGGCUCAUCCGGGCUUUGCGCGCUCUUCGGCGGCUCUUUCGAUGUCCUGCGGGGGACGCUGAGCCGGCCCAGCCGCGCUGGGGCUUCUCUUUCCCGGCCAUGGCGGCGGCGGCGGCAACACUCCAAGAAGCUUCCGAAAGGCAUUGCUGGGUGUGUUUUGCCACCGAAGGCGAUGACCGGUCGGCAGAGUGGGUCUGUCCUUGUCGUUGCAAAGGAUCCACCAAGUGGAUCCACCAGGCCUGCCUCCAGCGAUGGCUGGAUGAGAAGCAAAAGGGGAACAGUAUCGGCAGCGUGAAUUGUCCCCAGUGUGGAACUGAGUACUGCAUCGUCUUCCCCAAAGUAGGACCCGUGGUCUAUUUCCUGCAGCAAGUGGACCGGAUUUUAUCCAAAGUCAGCCCUUUUGCUGCUGCUGGCAUUGUGGUCGGGACACUCUACUGGUCGGCAGUGACAUAUGGAGCUGUGACUGUGAUGCAGGUAGUUGGCCAUAAGAAGGGCCUGGAUGUGAUGGAGCGAGCCGACCCCCUCUUCCUGCUCAUGGGGCUGCCCACCAUUCCGGUCAUGCUAGUACUGGGCAAGAUGAUCCGUUGGGAAGACUACAUCCUUCGGGUGUGGCGGAAAUACUCUAGCAAGCUCCAGGUCCUGCAUUCCUGGGUUCCAGGAUCCAACCGUACGAUCCCAUCGAUACCUCUGGCCGAGUCACGCUACCAGAGCGACCACCUUUCCAUCUCGCGCACCUUGUGUGGGGCCCUGGUGUUCCCAACUAUUGCCAGCCUUGUGGGCCGGGUCACAUUUCGGAGAGUCAACUCCAACCUCCAGCGUACUAUCCUGGGUGGCAUUGCAUUCGUGGCCAUCAAGGGGGCAUUGAAAGUUUAUUUCCGCCAACAGCAGUACUUAAUCCAAGCCAACCGGCGCAUCCUUAACUUUGUGGAGAAAGAGGAGGUGGAAAAGGACUUGGCUCAGCCCGAGGAAGACAGCGGCAGCGAAGUGGGGCUCAGCUAGAAAGUACAGUCAUGGCUUCUGCAGAUCCCUUCAUCCCCCUAUUCCAGAAUAACCGAAUUCUCCUCUAAAAGAGAUUGUAGCUCACCCAGUGUCCCUUUUGAAGCAAGUGCCUUUUGGGCAACCCAGAUGUGGCUGCUUUGUGUUGUGGGGAGAGGUUGACCUGAGGUUGGGUGACCCAAAUAUCUGCAGUCUUCCCUUACCAGUAAACAAUGCUCAUUUCCAAGCAGGUUCCA
This is a messenger RNA of Thamnophis sirtalis, 1255 nucleotides long. Its product is annotated as E3 ubiquitin-protein ligase MARCHF5. The record is from RefSeq and is a predicted model, not a curated record. Gene Ontology annotation, molecular function: zinc ion binding. Lineage: Eukaryota; Metazoa; Chordata; Lepidosauria; Squamata; Natricidae.